CACUUUUUAAAAGAAAGAAAAUUGUUGAAAUAAAUCUAUACUGUUUUUUCAAUUAAUAUUUGCAUUUAUUUUAGAUGUUUUCAUUAUGAGUUGCAAAUUAUUUGAUUUGGAACAUUUGCAACAAUUAACUUAUGAAAGAUCAAAGACUUGGGCCAGUUUUUUGGAUAAUGUAGCCAAAAAUGAAACACUUGAAGAGAUUGACAUUAACAACCUUGAUAAAGUUUAUGGACCCGAAUUUGAUGAGGAUGAUACACAUGAGGAGUUAGCCUCAAUGGAAGAUGAUGAGUGCGACGAUGUCACUGUAGAUUCGGAGAUUUUAAAAAACGUCACUAAUACAACAAGAUUUUCAUUGCUGUUCAAUAAUAAAACAUUGGCUCUACCGGAGGGUGCAAAAAGUGAAGAAAAUAACAAAUUAUUUGAUAUUUUUAAUCAAACUAUUCCCGUAAUUAAUGAACACAAUCGCCAAAUGAAAGAGUCUGGUUUUGAAAGAAUUCUAAGUACAUUUGACAAACAGAAAAUCGAAGAUAAAGUUGGCAGCUGGUUAAAUCGUCACAAUACAUUGUAUGGAGGUGACAACACUCUGCUGUAUACAGUCUCCAAAAUGAAGGACUCUAAAAAAAAAGAAUAUCAAACAAAGUCAGCAACUAGACUGGGAACUGGCAAUAGAUCUUGUAGAACUCGCAGCCCCAAUAAGAAGGAAGUCAGUAACGAUUCUGAUGAUUCCUUACAAUCUGGAGAGACAGCUAGAUAUAUACGCUCCAGUAGAGCUGGUGCUAUUAAAAAUGCUUCCUCUACGACAACCAUGAUUAAAACUUAUCGAAUGGUCAGGAGCACCAGAGAGGCUCUACGCGAAAAGUAUGCAUGCGAAAAAGCCGACGACGAAUACCAUCUUAAAUCUGUACGGCAUCGUCGUCGAUUUGCCAAUGACUUGGAAUAUCAUCAUAAUCAUUAUGACCUGGCACGAUUACAGAAAUCACGUAAACAUGAAAUGGCAACGCUGCCACCGCCAUCAUCAGUUCACAAAGAUAGACGUAAAGUGUUGCGCAAACGUACAUAUAGCAACAGUUGUAGUACUAUAGAUUCAUCUUCCGACUCAGAUCAGUACUAUGAUGAAGAUCGUCGAUUUCAUCGUAAACAUCUGGCAUCUUGUUGUAAUCAGCAUCACUAUUCAGCGCGUCGUAAUAAUUAUACAUCGACGACUGCACCUAAAAAUGUUGCUAAAAGGGUAUCACAACGUAGUGCCGUAAAAAUGCCUUCGGCUCGUUUGAAUCGUAUGUACUACUAUACACAUUCCCAAACAAAAUCGUUGUCGUCGUCAUCAUCAUCGACUUCAGCAUCAUUUAGCAGUGCAUCUGAUAGACGUCGGGCCAUUAAGAAUAAUUGCAACUUUUAUACGGACAAUAGACCCUGUAGACGUGAAUCGGAUUGUCGCUGUUGCAACGAAAGGAACUUGUGCGAGGAAUACAAACAUGUUGCUGACACAUCUACUGAUGAAUGGUACGUUGAAAAUUGUUGUUCACCCAAAAAAUCCCUAAAAACUCCAUCUUCUUCGCACUCAAACCCCACCUAUAAAGCGUUGACUUAUGAAACCGAGCAACUGCCCGUAUUAACUGAGAAAAUGGAUGAAGAUGACACAACUAAACAAAAUAAAAAAACAAUAAGUUUGAAGAAUGCUUCCGUUAAAAGACCUAAACAGAAAUCGAAAACAACUAAAUCAACAACUACUUCAAAUGCUGCCUGUACAAUUGAAGAUGAAAUUUUCGAUCGGGAACUACAAAUGGCCAUAGAAGCCUCAAAGGAAUUAUAUGAAAAAGAACAAGAAACUAAAACUAACCAGGAUAGUGUAAAGACAAAAGAAAAACAUGAAAUAAUACCCACGAAACCUUUAAGGAAGACUUCAAAAAAGACUGACCAGAAGCAAAAUGAAUUCAAGGAACAAAAAAAGAGUACUGCACGCAAAAGAGAAAUCACUAAAAACCGCAGUGCCAUUGACAAAGAAGAUGAAGUUAUUGAAAAACUACCAAAAUUAUUGGAUGAAGUGAAAGUUGAAAUCAUAGAUCUGAGUGACGAUGAUAAAAACUUUAUUCGGCCUAAACCAGUAUCUGCAAAAAUGCCAGCAACGAAAAAUAAGAAUUCAACAAUAACUACAACGGAAGAAACAUUUUUUGCACCCACUCCAACUCAAGUUAUUUGCAAUUCCACUGCCUUGUCUUCUAAGAGCACGGCCUAUUGCAGGCAAAUUACAGAUAAGUUGCCCGGAGAAGAUAAUGAAUCAAACAAAGUUAGCAAAACAAAAAAAUCUAAAAUACAAUUAUCUCUUAAGACUACUAAGAAAAAGGCCACAUCAUCCUCGUCUACAAUUUCGGCCAACAAAUUACAAACUAAAAAGACUGCUGCCAGUACUACGGUGACCUCGACCACUAUACGUUCGCCAGAAAUAAAUUCUACCUUAACUACAACAGAAACCCAAACAAAAGAAAUAAUUCCAGAAGUUGAAAUGAGUUCUGAUGAACUUAGUGAUUGCACUCUAGUGACGUCUACCACAAAUAUCGAACCACCUCCUUUAAUAGAAAUGCAACCAAAGCUAGAGGACUCCCAGCCACAAGAUGCAACUCUAAACUCAAAUUAUCCACGGACUCAAAAGGGCAUUCUUAUUUAUGCUCCUCAGAAUCGUUCUAUGGUACCAGCUCACAGUUUUACCAAUGAUGGUUAUUUUACCAUCACCAAAGAGCAUUUAAGCAGUGUUAUUGGUGAGAAACCAGCUGAGAAAUUCCUUAAAUAUUAUAUUGGCCGUAAACGUUUCAAUCGUAAUUCCACCAUAUACUUUAGACCUCCAGCUGGUCGUUCAUUGGACAGUAAUAAUAUGUCCUCCUCUUCGGAUAGUGAUGAUGACUUGGAUAGUUUGGGACAAUAUGGUGAUCUUUAUGAAUCUCUUAAUAAAUCCUAGGAAAGCAACAGAAAUAAUUAAAUAAAAAAAUAAAUAUAUUUAAUAGUUUUACGUUGAAAAUUUAUAUGUAAUGCCCAUUAUUAAGUGUUUUAUGUAAGAAAAAAUACAAAUGUUAAAUAAAUAUUUUAAUUGUAAUGUUAAAA
Messenger RNA from Calliphora vicina (urban bluebottle blowfly), 3090 nucleotides. RefSeq names its product chromosome alignment defect 1 (gene cal1). The transcript has 3 exons. The record is from RefSeq and is a predicted model, not a curated record. NCBI's taxonomy places the organism in Eukaryota, Metazoa, Arthropoda, Insecta, Diptera, Calliphoridae. The coding region runs from base 86 to 2947 and encodes 953 amino acids.